CGGACUCACCGGGGACGCGGCCAAUCACUGGCAGCGGAGCUCUCGGGGCGGUCCCCUUUAACUCUGGGGUGACUGGGAAGCGCGACCGCAGAAGAGGAAGUGCCCGAGCAGCUCUCAGGGAGGGGACCAGUCCUCGCUUCGUCAGGCGGAACAGCUGCUGGUACUGCUGCCAUGGACUCACUGGUGAAUAUGUAUGAAGGCUUCCUGGAGGGAGCAGACCCCCGGAUUGCAAAGUAUCCACUGAUGGGUUCACCCUGGCUUAUGACGGGUAUCUUGCUGAGUUAUGCCUACUUUGUGUUGUCACUGGGGCCACGAAUCAUGGCCAACCGGAAGCCUCUAAACCUCAAGGCGUUUAUGGUUGUUUAUAACUUCUCCAUGGUAGCAUUAUCUAUCUACAUAGUUUAUGAGUUCCUUAUGGCAGGCUGGUUGACUGGUUACUCCUGGAGGUGUGACCCUGUGGACACUUCCCAGGAUCCUAAGGCACUUCGAAUGGUCCGUGUGUCCUGGAUCUUUGUCUUCUCUAAGUUCAUUGAACUGUUGGAUACGGUGAUAUUUAUCCUAAGAAAGAAGACUGAGCAAGUGACCUUCCUGCAUGUGUUUCAUCACUCAGUUCUGCCGUAUAGCUGGUGGUGGGGUGCCAGCUUUGGACCAGGAGGAAUGGGCUCAUUCCAUGCUAUGGUGAACUCUAUAGUACAUGUAGUAAUGUACUUCUACUAUGGCUUGUCAGCUGCAGGACCUGCCUUCCAAAAAUACCUGUGGUGGAAGAAGCAUAUCACAGCCAUUCAGCUGGUGCAGUUUGUGCUCGUCUCUAUCCAUGCCUCCCAGUACUACUUCAUGCGCACUUGUGACUUCCAGUAUCCAAUUUUCAUCCACCUCAUCUGGAUUUAUGGUGUUAUCUUCUUCAUCCUCUUCUCCAACUUCUGGUACCAGUCUUAUACCAAAGGCAAGCGUCUACCCAAGGUCACGAAGCAGUCCCAGCACAACGGCUUCCAUGAGAAUGGUGUCAUUGCUAAUGGGAAAACCAAAGCCAACUAAAGCCAAUCGAAGGGGGUAGGACCAAGGUGACUCAGACCAAUUAGCCCCAUAUCUGGGCCUGCUAGCCAGAACAAGUGCCUACAGACUGUUGUUUUUUGCAGUUCCAAGCAUCCUUCUCCACUGCCCUGUAUCCCUCCUUGCCUGGCCUUCAGCUGUCCCGAGGAAGAAAGGCUGUCGGUGCUGGAUCCAGCCCAUGGUGUCCCAAGUGCCUGUGUCUGCCCUCGUUUAGGCUGCCUCCAGAGCUGGACCAAAGCAGAGUCCUGACCUUUUCUGUAACUGCCCACGGGGGCACAUCUUUCCAUUUAGUUCUAUGUAUUUCUUGUGUCCAGGUGGGAAUUUUUCCUUUAAUCUCCCUGCUUUUGUGUUGCACUCCAUUCAUUCCAUCUUCUUUUCCACAUUGGUGCCCUGCCAUUCGUACUUGAAUGUGAGUGGCCCCUGUUGCCCUGGGUUUGACUUCCCAGAGAUAUUGAUUCCUGCUGUGUAUGCAGGUGGGGUGCUACAGGCCAGGGGUUUCAUUCAUGCUGCCUUGGCUGGCCUCAGUCUUCAUCCCUGCACAUAACAUCUCCAGCUUUGGUUGCUCUGAUCCCUGGAGUUUAGCAAUAAUGCUCCCCAUGGGUUGAUGACCACAGUUCUUGCUGCACUGAAGCCCAGGGAAAAGAAAUAGGACUCCGUUGUCCUGCUUGCAUGCUGUUGCUGUGUGCUCUUUUGGUUGUUGUUUUAACUGGAUCUGCUCCAAAGGAGCAGAAGCUCCCUGUGUUCUAAGCCUUGGGGAGUACACAUCCAAGGGAGGUUCCUCCCUACUGUCUAAGCAGCUCACUUGUAUUCACAGAAAUAAAUGGACAGAAAGAGAACAGUGGUUCUUGUUCUUGAUUUCAAGGGCAUAUUCCUGGGUGAGAAGUAGAGGAAGCCUUCCCAUGUGGCACAGUUGAGUAGAUGGUGUUAUUUUAGGAUUCCAGUUGCUUGUAUUCCCAUUUGCAGCUGCACACUUGGAUCAAAACCUCCUGAACCUCUGUAAUUGUUCUCUGGGUGUAGCUUGCCAUCAGUGGGGUUUUUUUUUGCCCUUGACCAUUAUGUUGUCAGAACUCUUGUGUCUCUCUUCUCCUCCCACCCCUUUGGCCACCUUUUCUUUACCCACAGCCCUAUUCAUAAGUACUGAGCUGCACCUUUCCUGGGCUCCUGCUUUUCCUCCCCAACAGUCCAAGAAGCAGCAUGUACUCUUUUCAUUCCUUAUAUGGAAACAAUUUCAGGCCAUCUGCUUCCUCCCUUGCAGUGGCUCUUGUUCUUGCCCAAGCUCCAGUGGCUGGCAAUGUCCUGCUAUGCCUGAAGAAGCCCCGUUUGUUUGUUUUGUGUUUUUUUUUGGGGGGGGUGGGGGUUGCCAACAGCUGGUGUAGGGAUGAUAAAUGGAGCCACCACAACUACCCCCAAAAUAGGAAAACCAUACAUUUGAGACAUAGUUUUAUCAGAAGCCUGUUUUAACAGUGUUAGUACGUAUAGCAAUUUCUAAAUCUCUGCUGCCAGCAUAGUAAGUGGUGUUUCUAUGCUAAAUAUGACUGCCGGUAUAUCCUGCUGAGUAUGAUAACUUAAGGCACUGUAGAAUUUACAGUUUAUAUCUCAAGAUUUAUACUAGGCUACACUUUGUUGAACUGACUUGAAGGUUAUAAAGUCUACCCUCAGCAGUGAGGUAGAAAUGGAUGCAAUUUGUAAUCCAGAUUAUGGGUCCUGAACAAAGACAUUUUACGUACAUAAGAGAAUGUAUCUGUUCCAUCAGCAAUAUUUGGUUACACUUGCAGGUACCAGGCAUUAUCGGUUAACAUCUUUCAACAGAACUCAUCCAGUCACAUCUACCCUGUUAAUGAAAAUAGGUUUUCUGACUUUAUUUUGGAUACUAAUCUAAUUUACUUGCUGUACAUUGCCACUCACACCCCCUUUGGUAGCCCUCCCAAUUUGCACAACCAGGAUUACUUCAAACUAUCUGUGGUUUCCAAUCCUGCUUUGCAGGGGGAAGUGCAAACCAUAGUUUUCUUGUACAGACAUAACAGCAAACUAUAAACCAUAAAGUCAAGCAGUCACUAAUACAUUGCAAUUAUGUGAAGGCACAUUUCAACAACUUAACUCUUCCAGAUUUACAGACGGUCUCUACUAGUGAUUACCAGAGGUAAUCAUUUUUUACAAGCCUAUUUUACAACAAAUGAAUGUCAUCUGCAAAUUAUUGCCCAUGUGAGGAUUUAAUAACUGAGGAAUGAGCAAGAAGAAAUGUGUAUGUAGUAGAAGUAUAGCAGUAGUUCUGCAAUUUGUCUAAAGUCAACCUUUGAAUUCUUGAAAAAUGUUCGUUUUUACUUUAAAUACAAAUUAUUUUCAUAUAUAAAGGAUUGUAAAGGCCUUAUUUCCUCACCCCUAAUUAGCACACACUUUAGGCAUUUCUUAGGAAUCCUGUCAUCACUAUCUUGCUGCACUACAAGAAGGAAACUAACAUUUUGGUGAAGCCCAUGCUCAGGGGAGAAAAAAGCAUGACGUUUAUACAAUAUCCUAUACAGAACCGGCCUUGACCCCUCUUGCACUUUACUGCUUUUUGUAAAAGGUGCCAUUAAGGUUGACUCUAUGAUUUUGUUGUUGCUUCACAUCUGCACUGAACUUCAUGCUACAUCUGUUUUAUAACUAACCUGUUCUGAGGAGAUGUGACAAUAAAUAAUGAAUGGCUCUUCCAUAAAA
Messenger RNA from Sphaerodactylus townsendi, 3744 nucleotides. RefSeq names its product ELOVL fatty acid elongase 1 (gene ELOVL1). The transcript has 8 exons. Gene Ontology annotation, molecular function: fatty acid elongase activity. The record is from RefSeq and is a predicted model, not a curated record. Gene Ontology annotation, biological process: fatty acid elongation, polyunsaturated fatty acid; sphingolipid biosynthetic process; fatty acid elongation, saturated fatty acid. Gene Ontology annotation, cellular component: endoplasmic reticulum; endoplasmic reticulum membrane. Lineage: Eukaryota; Metazoa; Chordata; Lepidosauria; Squamata; Sphaerodactylidae. Bases 172 to 1035 code for a protein of 287 amino acids.